AUGAAACUCUCUUUCCCAGCCCUUUACUCGCUUGCUCUUGUGCUUGGAUUGGUCUCCAUGGCCGAUGCCAAGGUCCACAAAGCUCCCAUCAAAAAAGCCCCUGCACAGGCUACUUAUCAGGACGUUACUAUCGGCGAUUAUGUUGACUCUUUGAAGCAAAAGUAUGUUACAACUUAUAACAAGUUUAUCGCCGCCCAGCAGAACAGCCAGGAAAUCAUCUCGAUCAACAAGCGUUCUGACGAGAGUGCAAGCUCGGGCCACAACACUCCUUUGACCAACUACCUCAAUGCCCAAUAUUUCACGGAGAUCCAAUUGGGUACUCCUGGCCAAUCGUUCAAGGUUAUCCUUGACACCGGUUCCUCUAACUUGUGGGUUCCUAGCAGCGAUUGCACCUCCUUGGCCUGCUAUUUGCAUACUAAAUACGACCACGAUGAGUCGUCCACUUACCAGAAGAACGGUUCUUCGUUUUCCAUUCAAUAUGGCUCGGGUUCCCUCGAGGGUUACGUUUCUCAGGACACACUGACCAUUGGUGACCUUGUCAUCCCUAAACAGGAUUUCGCCGAGGCUACUAGCGAGCCUGGCUUGGCUUUCGCUUUCGGAAAGUUUGACGGUAUCUUGGGUCUGGCUUACGAUACCAUUUCGGUCAACAGAAUCGUUCCUCCAAUUUACAAUGCAAUUAACUUGGGAUUGCUGGACACCCCACAAUUUGGAUUUUACCUUGGUGACACUUCGAAGUCCGAACAGGAUGGAGGAGAGGCCACUUUCGGUGGAUACGAUGUUUCUAAGUACACAGGCGAUAUUACCUGGUUGCCAGUCAGAAGAAAGGCUUACUGGGAGGUGAAAUUUAGUGGUAUUGCUCUUGGUGACGAAUACGCCCCAUUGGAGAACACUGGAGCAGCCAUUGACACAGGAACUUCUCUGAUUGCUCUUCCAUCUCAACUGGCCGAGAUUCUGAACUCUCAAAUUGGUGCCGAGAAGUCGUGGUCUGGACAGUACCAGAUCGACUGCGACAAGAGAGACUCACUGCCUGACCUCACGUUCAACUUCGAUGGUUACAACUUCACCAUUUCGCCUUACGAUUACACUUUGGAAGUGUCUGGUUCUUGUAUUUCUGCAUUCACUCCAAUGGACCUUCCAGCCCCAAUUGGCCCAAUGGCUAUCAUUGGUGACGCUUUCCUCAGAAGAUAUUACUCUGUCUACGACCUUGGCAGAGACGCUGUCGGAUUGGCUAAGGCUGUGUAA
This is a messenger RNA of Ogataea angusta, 1242 nucleotides long. RefSeq lists its product as uncharacterized. The transcript has a single exon. The coding region runs from base 1 to 1242 and encodes 413 amino acids. Gene Ontology annotation, cellular component: fungal-type vacuole. Gene Ontology annotation, molecular function: aspartic-type endopeptidase activity. The record is from RefSeq and is a predicted model, not a curated record. Lineage: Eukaryota; Fungi; Ascomycota; Pichiomycetes; Pichiales; Pichiaceae.